Passer domesticus (house sparrow) is the source of this 1078-nucleotide messenger RNA. RefSeq names its product DNA damage regulated autophagy modulator 2 (gene DRAM2). The coding region runs from base 6 to 860 and encodes 284 amino acids. The transcript has 7 exons. The record is from RefSeq and is a predicted model, not a curated record. Gene Ontology annotation, biological process: regulation of autophagy; photoreceptor cell maintenance. Gene Ontology annotation, cellular component: lysosome. NCBI's taxonomy places the organism in Eukaryota, Metazoa, Chordata, Aves, Passeriformes, Passeridae.
CUGAAAUGUGGUGGUUCCAGCAAGGCCUCUCAUUCCUGCCAGUGGCACUGGUUGUGUGGUCAGCAGCAUCGUUUGUGUUUUCCUACAUUACUGCAAUUGUCCUGCACCACGUUGACCCUUUGGUGCCCUACAUCAGUGACACAGGGACAAUACCACCUGAAAGAUGCUUAUUUGGGAUCAUGUUAAAUGUUUCAACCUUCUUGGGGAUGGCCACCAUGUACGUCCGGUACAAGCAAGUGUCUGCCCUGAGCCCAGAAAAACCCAAGAUCCUGAGGCUGAAUAAGCUGGGCCUCACGCUGGGAUGGAUGAGCUGCUUUGGACUCUGCAUUAUUGCAAAUUUCCAGAAAUGCGUCCUGUACUACAUCCAUGUGCUGGGAGCCUGCCUGACCUUCGGGGUGGGGUCCAUUUACAUGCUGGUUCAGACCAUCCUGUCCUACCUGAUGCAGCCAGAACUUCACAGCAAAGACAUCUUCUGGGCCCGCCUGGCCGUUCUCCUGUGGAGCUGUUCCAGCAUCUUGAGCAUGUUUGUGUCCUCAGUUGUGUUGUACAGUGGCUUGUAUGGACAGAACCUGGUGCAGAAGCUGCACUGGGACCCCCAGGAAAGAGUAAGUGAUUGGGUGGGAAAUGGAGUCCAAAUCCAGCUGGAUUUGGAGGGACAGGGCUACACCCCCCACAUCAUCAGCACCGUCUCUGAGUGGUCACUGGCAUUCUCCUUCCUCAGCUUCUUCCUCACCUACAUCCGUGACUUCCAGAAAAUCUCCCUGCGAGCCGUGGUCAGCCUGCAGGGCCAGACCCUGCACGAGAGCCCAGGGAGCUUCAGGGCAGAGGAGCAGGCACUGCUCAUAGCAGGGAGCAUCUGAUGGAUGGAGAGAACUCAGGAAUUCAAUAGCAAUAACAGCUGUUAUUUCUACACAUUUAUUUUAUAUAAAAAAAAGUAUGAAGUUAUUGUCAUGUCAAAUCUUGUACUUGACAUCAAGGGCUUUGCACAGCUUUGCAAAUGUUACCAGUACUGUGAAUGAGUCUGUGACAUUUCUACAUUUCCCAGUGUCAUGAAGGAUUAAAUGAAGGUUAUUAAUGA